Molecule: messenger RNA, 849 nt
Organism: Ostertagia ostertagi
Lineage: Eukaryota; Metazoa; Nematoda; Chromadorea; Rhabditida; Trichostrongylidae
Source: the annotation of a GenBank genome assembly
AUGUACUACUUUGAGCUGAGCUCAGCGAAAAUUCAUGUUAUCGGUCACGAAAAUAUUGCUGCUGAAAAUCCAACAUUCUCUCCGGAUGGGAGCACAUUAGUAUACUUCCAACGCCCUGCCGACGGACCUCACCAAGCUGUCGUGGAGUGUGUGAAAGUGCCGUGGCCGUACGAUGGCUCUCCUCCAGUCGUUAUUGUACCAACUGUGCACGAAGUUGACCGUCCUUGUCAAUUCCCGGGCCUGUCGUUCACGCAGAUGCCGCAAAGGUGCUGGACUGCGGACGGAAGCUCCCUGAUCGUCGGCACUGCGUGGAGAAGCAAAAUGGAGCUGGUGGCAAUAGAUGUGUCUAAUGGUGAUGUGGCUAGGUUAACGAAUCAUAGUCAAUGUCAUGGGAGCUGGCAGGUGGUGGAUGUGUGCGAAGACGAAAUUCUUGCCGUGGUUUCUGCUCCGAACCGGCCGCCUGCUUUACUUCUCGGAACAAUUCCUGCCAGAGGUCAAGAAGAAAAGAUGAUUUGGACUCGACUUGAUAACUGCUCUAUCAUUGAGAAACGAAGAAAUCUCUUAAAUUAUACGUGGCAGUUAGUUGAUUUCCAACGAGCAGGAGAAACACCAUAUGAGGGGGUACUCAUGAUGCCAAAUGAGGGCAGCUCUUUACCGUUGGUGGUUUGCCCUCAUGGUGGGCCUCACGGAGUCUCAGUUGCUGGGUGGCCUCGACGAAGUGUAACUGCAUUGAUCAAUUCCGGGUUUGCCUUCCUGUAUGUCAACUAUCAUGGCUCGCUUGGUUUUGGAGACGAAUUCGUCCGGUCAUUACCCGGCAAAUGCGGCAAUUUGGAUGUUAAGGAUGUGCAC